AUGGCUGCCACCGGGAGCCGGGAGCGGAUCCUGUGCCUCUUCGACGUGGAUGGGACCCUCACCCCGCCUCGCCAGGUAGCGGAUUCCCCCACCCCGAUCCCCCACCCCGCUUCGACGGCGCGCCCAGGUCGCCCUUGGGCGAUCUUUGGAAUGAAUGGAGACCCCACGCCGGAGUCGCGCUUCCUGCUGCAGUCGGGUUCUGGCGCUAGAGCUGCUGUCUGGAUCGGAGUGCGGACCCAGCUUGCCCAAGCCCGGCAGACGGGAAGGCAAGAGCGACGCUCCCCCCCCCCAACCUCUUCUUCUUCUCCUUCCUGCAACCGGUUACGAAAGAGUUCAACCGCGGGCCAAGAGGUCCGUCAGGAUGCAGGCAGGCUGCCGGGUCAGGUCUGGGCUUGGCUGCGGGGCAUCUCCGCUACACGGUUACGUAAGAAUGGUGCGCAUUGGACCGGACCGCCGACGUGCAUCUGCAAUAUUGCAGCAGGUCUCUUCGGAAGGAAGUCUCGCUGUGUUCAGUGGGGUUUGCUUCCUAGCAAGAGUGUCGGAGCGAGGACAGCAGUCUUAGCGCCGCUGGACAGGCUGGGAGCAACUUUUGAGCAAACAUAGGCUUGAGCUAUUGGUUUCCACAAACUGGUCAGCUAGGUGCAAACUCUAGGAAGCUCACAAGCAAGGCAGAAUGGAACUAUCUGAGUACUUACUUCUUGGUCCUAGGAUCUGGAACUUGGAGGCAGGGAUGCCAACAGGAUUUCCUGGGUCCUGUAAGCUGUAUGUGGGUUGGGUCCUUGCAUUGGCAAGAACUGCUGCUUAAUCACAGUGGCAUAGCAUAAUCUCAGUGACAUAACAGGGGCGAUUGCCCUGGAUGCAAAAUUCUUAGGGGUGCAAAAUUUCAUAAGAAAAAGAAAGAAAGUAAGUAGUAGUAUUAGUAGUAAAAAAAAAAAAAGCAAGCAGAUUCUUCUCCUCCAUCCUGUGUCAGACUGGCAGCAACAAUAGCAAGCUUCUCUUAUUUUUUUCUGAUGCUCUGGGAGGCUCCAUUUCCAAGUCCUAUAUCAGCUUUUCUUCCUCUGGUUACUUAACAAAAGUGAUUAAAAGACUUUAGCAACAGCUGUUUAGUUUCCUAAUAAGGUUUACAGUGUUGACUCCACAGUUUGCUUUCUAACUUUUUAAAAUAGAUGUCUGGUUGACUAAUUUAAAAAAAAACAAAAACAAAAGCUAAGAGUUUUGGGUCCCUGCUGGCUUGGAGCCCAGUACAUAUGUCAGACUAUAGUUGCACACAAGUGCAGGAAAAAGCCUUAGCAGUUGAUUAUGUCCAAUGUAGAGACUAGUCUUCAGUUUUAAGCCUUUCCACCUCCUCAAACUGCAAGAUGGAUGUGUCAGGCAAUUAGAUUUAAUCAAUUUUAAUUGUUACUGUUCUUUGGAAGGGUGAAAAAAAAUUAAAAGAAAGCCACCUCAAAGUAUUAACCACUGGGCUGGGUCCAAAGUAUUGCACAUGGAAGUAAAAGAGCUGCUAGUGUUGUUCCAAGAACACAUGUGCAGUGCCAGAUUGGUAGGUGGAAUAGCAGUCCUUAAGCUUCUCUUAUGCAACCUCUUGCCUAUGUGUCAGAUUGUUUCAUGUCUGUGUCACAAGAUUCUAGCUCAAAGGGUAAAGUAGCACUUCCUUGAGCAGAAGACACUUUCAACACAUCAAAUAAAAAGAUUUGAUGCAUUCCAUUAAAUUUUCAGCAAAAUAAUGCAUUACACUGCAUUGAUAUGCCCAAAUUUGCUGAACUGAGCUGAGAGAACAUGUCACAUUUUGGUCCAAUGUGUAUAGAAACAAGCUGCAAAACUCAUCGAAUGCAAAAAAUUUAAGGUGUCUAAAACUCAGGCCCCCUUUGAGCUUGAGGCUCAGGCCAAAUUACCCUCCUGGCAUCACCCCCUCCACCUCUGAUUGGCCCCGGAGGCACCAAAUUUACUAUUUAUGGAGUCCAGGACCAGGUGGGCUGUGACUGACAUUGCACAUACACAAGAAAGCAAGCUUAACACUUUUUGGAAAUUGGGAGAUGGGUGGUUGAGGUGCUAAGUUCAUGGGAUGUUCCUGACCUACAGGACAUCUCAGAGGAGGGCUCAGAUUGCAUGUACGCCAAGGUUCAGGAAGGACCUAACUGGUCCACUUGGUCAGCAGACUAAAGAAAUUAUUCGGGGUGGUUCUGUAUCACAACAACCUGGAAGUUCCACAGGAUUCACCUGAUGCUGCACAUUGUAGGGAAAUACUGAUAAUAUCAGGCAAGCGGUCAGUCAAAGAAGCUUGCCAUUAUUGAUAUUCUCAUUGGAGAACUAAUAAGCUCUUAAGGCAACUCCAGAGCACAGUUAGACAGCUGUUGCCACUAUCCAUUCACGAAUAUAUGAUGCUAUAACCACUGUCAGCCCAAACCUUUGGCUGCCUAUAGUGCAAAUGGUGCCCUACCCACUAAGGAUAAACCUGUUACCCUCCAGAUGUUUGACUCAAACUCCAUUCAUCCCUGAUCACUGGCUACAACAUCUGGAGAGCCACAGGUCCCCAAACGCUGCUUUAAGUCUUGCUGCAGCUUUGGGACAUCAGUUGCUGCCUUCAUCUGUUCCUUCAUAAUGCUGCUUGAAGAAGGUCCCUACAUUCUGCUGCAUGGCAAAGCCUUGGCUGUGUCUAUUCACUUCACCCUUUGAAUUUAUUUUUAGAUUCACUGGGUGAUAAAAUCCUAGUGGGGGAAAAACCAAGGAGACAACCUAAAUAUUAUUUGCCUUGUGAUCACAAUGUUGAUUUACUCAGAUACUAGUCUUAUCUCUCUUGGAGGGGCAUAGGGCAUGUCCAGAAGUGUUGGAUUUGGCGCCCUACAGGAGGUUUGCUUCGCUGUGGAUGAGAGAGUAUGUCCAAGCAACUCUGAAGAGUUGGCAGAGUGGCUUCCUUUGCAUGCAGAUCAUGUGAGCUCCCAUUGCUCUGUUGACGAUGCCUUUGCAUUAGACCAGCCUGUCCCUUAAGUGUUUGGUUGUUCAUUUAACCAUCUAAUAUUUUAAUUGUGGCAGGGUGCUGGUGCCGUGUGGAUUUUGCAAAGUAAGAGAAAUAAAUUAGGUGCAUAUGGUGUUUUUUAAAGUCUGCUACUGCCGUAGCUAAACUCAUUUGCAAAACAUGCUAGAUGAAAAAAUGUGUUUGUUUGCUUGUUUGCGCAUGUGUGUGUGUUUUAAAUUGACUCUUGUAGGUUGCUGAAGAAUAUAUGGUUUUGUUCCCAACAGCUAGAGGUUGGAUCACUAGGAGGUUCCUUGCUUUUUUGCUUUGAAGUGGUGGGUGAAUUUUCACCAAUGUAAAUAAAAGUUACAGUUCAGUUCACAAGUGCAUCUGAUGAUAGACAGUGGCAGGGCUGGCUCCAGGUUUGAGAGGGGACUGUGGGCAAAAGUGUCCUUUGGCAGGCCCCCUCCUCUUGUCAGUGGGUCCUGGUGGGCUUAUCUGCCUAUGGUGCCAAUGCUUCAAGUAGCAGUGGGCAACUGUAUCUAGCAACAUUUUCCGUUUCCCACAGUGCCUCCUAGGUCUGGGGCAUUGUGGGAACUUAAAAAGAUGGCUGUAUCCAACCACCUGGAACUCAGUGCCAGAUGAGAAGAGAGGACAAGGCAGGGCAGGAAUCAACAGUGGACCUUGUUGUGGUGCUGGGGCCCUGGCAACUGUCCAAGGAUGCCAGCUGCUGAGAUGCUAGCCCUUUACAAUGAAAAUACAACUGUUCCUUUUGACAAAUAACAGAGAAAUCUCAAUUGUUUGUGGGUGGUGAGAUGGGGUGUGGCGAACUUCAAUAUGUGUUUGGAGUCAGAUCUAAAUUGUCACAUUAUUUUUAACAUACACUACAGUUUCCACUCCAGUUAAAUCUUUUUUAAAAUCACGUAUUAAAGAAUUAAUUGUGAAACCACUUUAACCAUUCAGUUAAUAUUUUUAGUUACAGGAGUGGGAAUUGUAGUUUAUCAACAUUUGGAAGGCCUGAGAUUCCCCAGACCUGCUUUAUGAUAUCAAAGCCCAACAAGGAAGAAAAAGAAUAGAGUAUUCGGUCUCUCCGUUUUGCUGAUUGUUCAGCUUUGCUGUGCAAGAGCCUUCCACUUCUAUGGCAUAAAUCCACCAGCUCUCCUGGCAUUUCUCUGUUGUUCCGGGUUACAAAUGCUCAUUCUGCUGCAAUGAGUUUAUUAAUCCCUAGGCAGCCUUCUGCAAUAUGACGCCGUCCAGAUGUUUGGCACUACAACUUCCCAUUGCCCCACCCAGUGCUGAUCAGAUGGGAGUUGCAGUGCACAACAUCUGGAGGACACCAGGUUGGAGAAGGCUGCUCUAAGGCAACACAGGUCUCUCAGUAGUUUUUGUUUCCUGCCGGCAUGCCAAUAACUACCACUCUUUCUCCUUUUCCCUCCAGAAAAUUAAGCCUGAAGUAGACGAGUUUCUUCAACAGCUGCGUACGAGAGUGUUAAUUGGGGUAGUGGGUGGCUCAGACUACUCCAAGAUAGCUGAGCAGCUGGGAGAAGGAGAUGAAGGUGAGCAAUACACACUUCUGCUCUCUAGGUGCUUUUGUUUAAUGGAAGCAUAUCCAAUGACCUGCUGCAAAAUCAAGCAAUCGUAGCAGUCAUAUUGGUGGGCAAAUUGACACAUGCAGAGGAAAGCACAUGGUAUGGCUGCUGUGGACUGUACCAUUUCAGACUGCAGGGGUGGGGAUCAUGUGACUCCAUGCACCUCCAUCCUUUUUCAAGGCAAGCUAGUGCGGGGAGAGGUUUGGGCCUAAACUUCACCCAAACAGGCCCCAUCUGAAGAGUUCUGUUUUAUAUGCAGAGGCAUUCAAAUGUGUGAUUCUCUACCACUCUGAAGUGGUACAGCCUGGGAAGGACUAUCCAUGGGCUGUUUCUGCAUAUUGGAAUCAAACCCAAGGCAGUUGUGGCAUUUCUGUGCUACUGUAACAUAACUUUACUGCAGAUCCACAAAGCCAAACUCAGUAUUGGAAGGUUCCAAAUAGGCCUUGGAAGCUCAGCAUGUUCUCCUGUGGCUUCAGACUGGUGGGAAGUGGAAUCAGCUUUGGCCUUCGAAAGUGGAUUAACUGGCCUCCAGAGCCACAUGGACAGGACAGACACCUGUAGCUUCUCUCUAUCCUACUCCCAAUAUCUGCAGCAUUACCCAGUGCACUUUCAGUUCAGGAUUCCCAAGACAUCUCAUUAUAUCCCAGAUCUAUAAGGGGUGGAUUUAAAUUGGCCCAAUGCAGUUUCGGCAUCCUCUUGAUCAGGUCCAACAAGAGCUGUGUGCCUGACUUAUUCCAAUGCAGGUACAUCACGAGGGAAGACAGAUGAAGGUCCCAGCAGAGAAAGCAGGAACAGCAGCACAGCAAAGCAAAGAGGGAGGUACUGAGGUGAUGGGGAAAGGCGGAGAUGGGGACAGAGCCAAGGGCAUCAUGGGAUAUUUGUUUGGUACAGACAUAGAAACAGGGACCCAGAAAACUGCAGGCACUUGCAAUGCAGUGUCGUAUGGAAUAGAAGCAGCUUCCAGAGAAGCAGAGAAGGAAGCCACCUGUUGUAUUUAUACUGCAAACGGUCAAUCCUAUCUGGCCUGCAAUAAUCCUAAUAGGGUUGGAGGGAAUCCUACAGUAAAUGGCAUCAUGAGUUCAUUCACAGCCCAUGUUUCCAGACUUAGCUUGUGGGGUCCCUCUGAGCUCGUGGUCCUAAAUGCAAGACUUGCAUCCAUUUGCAGAAGUAAAGCAGAACGCUUGUUCCAUGCCUUUGCAUUCCCCUCCAUUGCCCCUUCCCCCAGUAACAAAGAAUAAUAUCAGAUUCUAAAACCUUCCUUCUAGACUAGAGAUAACCUAAUGUUCCCUUAAACGGCAAGUGAACUGCUGAUUCAGCAUUGGCCUUUUUAUCACUGCUGGGAAAGGCCAGUGUGAAAUAACCUGUAGCUGCAGAUCUGUGCACAUUUGCUUGCAAGUAAGCUUCAUUGAGCACAGAGACACGUGCUUCUGAGUAAACAAGCUCAGGGUUGCACUCAGAGUUACUGAGACGACGUUCCAAAUGGAAAAGUGGGGGAGGCCAGACAAAGAGAACAUGGGCAGGCACAAUUCAGCUUUGUUGCUGUGUCUGUCAGAUGAUUGAGUUCUCACUCAGCAACUUGCACACCUUCAUCUGUAAAAUGGGAGCAUCACUGCCGGCAUUCAUGAGCACCACUAUUUUCAGGGCACCUCAAAUCAAACUUUGCUGAAGUGUCAGAAUAAAGCCACAGAGAUCCUGCGAUUCAGCAUCCACUUCCCUUGCAGCCCCUAUCCAUCUGACUGAUUGAUAUUUCUCUCUCACCUUCAUUUCCCUUCCUUCACUUCUUCUCCUCAACAUCCUUUUUGCCCCUACAAAUCUAUUCCCCACAGUUAUCGACAAGUUUGAUUACGUCUUUGCAGAAAAUGGCACCGUGCAGUACAAGAAUGGGCAACUGGUCUCCAAGCAGGUAGGCCCCGCCGCUUUGUGCUCUGCCACCAAGGCUGCAAAUUUCCUCCUCCUCUCACCCUCCUCUGCCAAAUCUCUCAGAGAGAAAUGAUGGUAUCCAUACCCUCUCAGGUUAUCUGGCUCCAUACAGUUAUCUGAUGUCAGUAUUUUAUUGAGGAAGGAUUUCCCUCUCCCCGCUCCAAAAAAGGAGGCAAAACUUUGAAGUAAUACUUGAACAAUUUUAAUUUAUGAAGUAAUAUGCCCAACAUCUUUCUGGCAUCCUCAGGGGCACUCAGAAAUGACAAUAAUAAUCUUAACAUAAAGAUAUACAUGUUAUAUUAAAUAUGUAAGGUAUUUGUAUGGGUAUUAUUUAUAAGGAUAUUAAUAUUCCGUGCUUUUCAUAUAUAUUAUAUAUAGUAUAACUUAGGGCUAUGGAGUCCCCGAUGUUUUAGUCCCUGAGAGGACACAGUAUCUCCUCACAGGAGCAACUGGAUAAUCUGUUGCUCCUGGCUCUUCCCACAGCAGGAAGGCCCCUCCCCAGGCCUUAGAUAAAUGCAUGUAGUCUUGGAAGGGACCCCAAAGGUCAUCCAGUCCAACCCCCUGCAAUGCAGGAAUGUGGACAUCUAAUCCUUGUUGUGAUUUCUUUUAGUGUAUAGUGAUAUGUCAAAAACAUGUUGAGCAUAUUACAGCACAAAUUAAAAUUCUGAAGCAGCAUUUUGAAUCUUCACUUCCUUUUUUCCUGGAUUUCCUGGUCCUUUUGGUGCUGCCCCUCUCCUUUCAUUUUUGUUCCAUUCAACAUAUAAUAAAACAACCUGUUUUGAUGUUCACAAUGUGGGUGGAUUUGGUAAAAGAAUUGCACUCUGUUGCCUUUGGCUUUUUUUUGACAGGCUAUCCAGAACCACCUUGGGGAAGAACUUCUUCAGGAUCUGAUCAACUUCUGCCUCAACUACAUGGCACUUCUAAAGCUGCCCAAGAAACGGUAAUGGUCCUUCCUUAUUCCAGGGCCUGCAGACUCUGGCUUGUCACCUUAAGGAAGUGCCCCAGUCCCAUUUGUCAGGAAGUGCCCCAACUUCUCCAGAGAGACUUUUUAGGGCAAGCUUCGAGCUUGGGGAGGGGCUUUCCUUCCUUAAGUUAACUUAUCAAAGGAUUCAGGUCUCUCUUUUUAUUUUCCAGAUACUAUGUGAGUAUUUAGAACCACAAAGUUGAUAAUCCAGCCCACCCAGCUAAAACAAAGAACCUUAAUCUUCAAAUAAUAUCCAGCAGAAACCUUCCCACUGUUUUAUUGAAUACCUGAAAGGGAAAUAUUCCAUAAUUUCUUUCAGCACUUGAUUUCAUUGCAUAACUGUUCUUAGAGUUGGGUAACAUGUUAGAAAGAAAUCCCUUCCUUUCUGGAGUUUAAACUCAUUGCCCUGUAUUCACUAUACUGUCUAACUAGUUGCUAUUGUUUCCCCACUUUUUCCAAUAUCCUUCUAUAUAUUUUUAAGGAGUCAGUGUUUAGAACAGAAGGAAAGCAACUCUGAUUUAACUUAGCCUUCACAGAUGUUGUGUCUUUUGAGUACCACUUUCUUAAAAAACAGGUUAACUUUGACUCAGUUUAUGUUAUUUUGCUACACUAUAAUGCUGUGCCCAACAUUGCAAACAUACUGCAUACUUUGUCCAUGGGAAUUUUGCAUCCUGAAUAAAUGAAACAUUAAAGAGUGGUAUUCUAGGCAUUUACUUCUAAUAGCUCCAGCUCUUGUAGGGGGAAAAAUCACCCUGGAAAAAGUAAGAUGCGAUAGGUAAGGGCCAUGAGGAAUCUAUGAUGAGCUCUCUUAGGAAAAGUUGCAUGCCACACACCAUAAGCAAGGUAGAGGUCCCUCUUCUUGCGAUUAGUUUGACCUUGUGUUGUAUCACGGCGGGAAGAUUCUGCUUGACCAUGUUAAAGAAAUCAUGAGACUGUGCAACAGAACUGUCCUUUUUUUUACAACCACAUACUCAAGUUUCUCCUUCUCUCUUCCCCUUUAAAAAAAUAAUAAUUCUCAGGGGGACGUUUAUUGAAUUUCGCAAUGGAAUGUUGAACAUCUCUCCUAUUGGUCGAAGCUGCACUUUGGAAGAACGAAUAGAAUUUUCAGAACUGGACAAGGUAAAUAAUGAACAUUAGGCUCCAAAUAUAUUUGUGGCACACUGGAGCCUGUUAGAACCCCAGGGUGUUGUGUUGUGUGUGUUUUCUAAGUGUUAACCCUGUUGCUAGGGUACCUUGCCUAUAAGCUGGAGCUAAACAGGAAUAUUAUUCUGACUGGUCACAGUUCUUGAAAGAAAUUGCAAGGCACAAACACAAAAUACUGUGUUUCAUGGGGGAAAGUGGGAUCUGACAAGGAUCAAAGUAAUUGAGGGGGAUGUUUCCUUAUCCCUCUUCAGUCCUCUCUCACUUGUUUUCUAUUCAUCUCCUUUACAGAAAGAGAGGAUUCGAGAGAAGUUUGUAGCUGCCCUGCAGAGGGAGUUUGCUGGCAAAGGCCUGCGGUUUUCCCGAGGUGAGAGUUUUCUUAGUCCUCUCUGUGAUUUGGGAGGAAUGGAUAGGAAAAACAAUUGAUUUUGUAUUCAAGAAGAAUAUACAUAUAUUCUUUUUUGGCUGUGUUGUGCUUUUGUGCACACAAGUUCAUUAUUCUUGUGCUACAAACUAACAAUAAAAAAGAUUUUUUUAAAGUGACUUUGGGUGCUUGGUACAAUUAGUUUUGGGGUCUUAGAAAAACAAAAUACCUAGCAUGGUUUAUGUUUAAAAAACUGGGUAAGUGCUUUGAUACAGGACUUAAAAGAGGUUUCCCUGUGGUGAUCCCUGUCCACAAUGAGUUUCUUUUCCAUACUAUUCUAAAACCCUCAAACUUUUUAGACAUAACCCCCAUUUAAUUGAGUGAAACAUACUUCCAAGUUAGUGUUCUUGGAAGGACUGCUGUUUUAACUGAGGGAUCACUUUCUUUGCCAAGAAUUGCCAGGAUCAGAGCAUGGUCUGUGGCUAGCAGCGCUCUGCCUAAUAUUCCAGUGGUCUGGCAGCAAUGCACUGUUUUGAGUGCAACCCUAUCGAUUUGUUAGCCCUCUGUGCUCCUGCCCCCCCCCCCAUCCCAAGUAUGGGUGCCCCCUUCACUGCCACCCCCUGACCUCUACGCAUUCAGCAGCAGACUGAAGAGGGAAAUAGCUGUACCUGAAAUUGUGGGCCUAAUCAUUUGUACAUCCUUCAUGUAGCUAACAUUUGACUAGGAGUACAGUGCAGGCAAUAGUGGGCUCUUUGUCCCUUACUAGGGGGCUGGCAGGUGGCCAUAUUUCCUUUAUUUGUGGUGGGGGCAGUUGCUAUUGGAGCUGUUGCCACCAGCAUGCCAGAAUAAUUUAUCUGGAAUACAGCUGUAGUACUGCCAAACUGACAGCGAAUGAGGUCUCAUGGCAAAAGUCCUUUGCUCUGUCCUGCAGUGAUCUAAUCUGCAUUUACAUUCGUCCCACAGUUAACAGACUCUCCUUUCCCUGCCCAACCGUACUUAGAAGAUAAGAACACUUUAGAAUAGGGUUCCCUGCCAGCCCUCCAGCCAAAAAGCUUGAGAGCCACCCUUCCCCCUUGUAGAUAUUUUUUCUGAGAAGUCAUUAGCUCCUGCUCCUCACACUUCCCCAGCCAACUGUUUCUUGUUUGUGCCUUUGGCUGAUGGGGCCUUGCUGACGCCAUUCCGUCCCAUUGCCAUAGAAACGGCAGCUACUGAAUUAAUGUGUCAGAGAAGCAGGCAGGCUGGCAGCCAUGGUGCAUGACCAUCUAUCACGGAACAAUUUAUUCUACAAAAGCCAUUUGCACCUGAGGUGUUGAGGGGAGAUCUUUUUCCUGCAAGCCUCCACCUUCAGUCUGUUUCCCUUAAUUCCAUCACACUUUCCCCCUCUGGCAGGUGGGAUGAUCAGCUUUGACGUCUUCCCUGAGGGCUGGGACAAGCGCUAUUGCCUCGAUAUCCUUGAGGAUGAGAGAUUCGACACCAUCCACUUCUUUGGGAAUGAGACAAGUCCAGUAAGUAAAUCUGACCAAAGCCCUGUUCUUUGACAAGGGGCCAAGUCCUGUGUGGGAUCGAGGAAGAUAAAGCUGUCCAUAUCUAAACUGGCAGGCUCUCCGCAGGGCUACAUUGCAUUAAAAUAACCAGCAGACUCCCAUUUCCACUGUGGCUCAACUGUGUCUUUUCCACAAUGUUUAAAGGGCAUUUGUGUAUUUCAAAACAUUUGGUAAAUAAACCCGGGGACCAUGGCUGAAAGCCUGUUUUCAGAUGUUCAAAUGCCCUUUGGAUGUUUCAGAAAAGACACAACUGAUGUGUGAUGGGAGCAUUUGCUGUAAGGUUUGAAGUGGCUCUCUUCGCAUUUUCCAGCCUUACAAGUUGGUACCUGGACUGCACGAAAGCAAGUAUAAACUAACAGUGCCCUCUUCUGGUGACUGGAAAAUGCUAAGACAUCUGUUCAGGUGCCAUUUCAUCUCUAAAGGGAUUUGUCUGCACAGAAGCUUUGUGAGGAAGGAGAAAAAGAAGUGGGCAACUUUUGUAUCACAUGAACACAAUGAAUCUUACAGUGCAGACAGUGCAGAAGGUUGGUGGUUCAAAUCCCCGUGACGGGGUGAGUUCCCGUUGCUCUGUCCCAGCUCCUGCCAACCUAGCAUUUCGAAAGCACACCAGUGCAUGUAGAUAAAUAGGUUCCGCUGUGGCGGGAAGGUAAACGGCAUUUCCAUGCACUCUGGUUUCCGUCACGGUGUUCCAUUGCACCAGAAAUGGUUUAGUCAUGCUGGCCACAUGACCUGGAAAGCUGCCUGUGGACAAACACCCAGCUCCUUUGGCAUGAAAGCAAAAUGAGUGCUGCACCCCAUAGUCAUCCCAUAACCGUCCAGGGGUCUUUUACCUUUUACCUUUACCUUACACAGCUUUAAAAAAACACUCUGAAAAUGCUCUGAAGAAAACCAUUUUAAAGCUCACAAUGGAAAAUUUCAUAGGGAACUAUUUUAGCUCAUCAGCGCCAUCUGGUGUCACAAUGUUGGAACAGCGCAAGUAGAUAAAUAGGUACCGCUGUGGCGGGAAGGUAAACAGCGUUUCUGUGCACACUCUGGUUUCCGUCACGCUGUUCCGUUGUGCCAGAAGCGGUUUAGUCAUGAUGGCCACAUGACCUGGAAAGCUGUCUGUGGACAAACACCAGCUCCCUCAGCCUGAAAAUGAGAUGAGCACCGCACCCUAUAGUUGCCUUUGACUGGACUUAACUGUCCAGGGGUCCCUUAUCUUUACCUUUACCUGUCUGCACAGAAGCUUUGCAAGGAAGGAGAAAAGAAAGUGGGCAACUUUUGUCUCACAUGCUCAUCAUGAAUCUUACCGUGCAGACAACGCAGCCCACUAUUCAGCCCUUGCGUAAUUGCUUUCAGGUGCAUUGUGGUCACAUUCUGAUUAUCUGGUGUGGGUGCUCUGCAGAGAUUGGAUUCACCAGUUAAGCACACCCAGCCCUCUUUUUUUUUCUAAAAAAAACCUACACAUGGAUACACUUAUAUAAAACAUGCCUGCAAUAGCGUGGUUCAUUGGCUCUCUUCCCUCCCUGUCAGCAUCUGUCAGCAUGUGAGGUCAUGACUACUGAUGCAUGACAGGGGAAAAUCAAUACCAUGAGCAGCAGCAUCACUUCAGAUUAGGUUUUACAUGAAGUCAGGUCCCACAAGAAAUACUUUAAUUUACAAAUUCUAGGGUACGCAGUCCCUUGGGUAUGCAGAAACCACCUUCUGAUCCAAUAGGCACCACACAACCCAAGUUCAGGAUUAGAAGGGAGCAGGAGUGGGGGGAAGAUAUUCUUUCCAGGGCUCAAUACAUACAGUGCUUUCUAGAAGCAGUGAUUUUUGUGUCUCGCUGCCCACCUCUGCAUUAUUUUCAAUUCCUUGCCAGUUUCAGAUGGCUUGAGCCUCCCGGCAAGGGUGAUAAUCCUGAGACUCUCCAGAUGUUGCUGAAUUCCAGCUCUCACUGGCCCCAGUUGGCCGGUGGCCGAUGGUCACAGGCGAUGAGGAUUGCAGUGCAAAAAUAUCUAGUCCAUCAUUGCAUUUUCACUGUGGCCAAUCAGAUGUCUAAGGGAAGUGGGGCCUGAGUGCAACAGCAUUCUGCUGACUUGUGAUUCCCAGCAACUGGUAUAAAGCUAUCCAUUUUUGGGUGAAGGUGUGGCAUAUAUGCCUUGAAGUAAAUAAAUAAAUCUGAGGUCUGGCAGGGGGACUCAUAUUCUGCCUUAAUGGGGGGUGGAAAUUGGAUGGUGGUGAUGAUUAUUUAUACCCUGCCCAUCUAGCUGGGUUUCCCCAGCCACUCUGGGCGGCUCCCAACAGAAUAUUAAAAACACGAUAAAACAUCAAACAUUAAAAACUUCCCUAAACAGGGCUGCCUUCAGAUGUCUUCUAAAAGUAUGAUAGUUGUUUAUUUCCUUCACAUCUGAUGGGACGGCAUUCCACAGGGUGGACACCACUACUGAGAAGGCCCUCUGCCUGGUUCCCUGCAGCCUCACUUCUUGCAGUGAGGGAAACCACCAGAAGGCCUUUGCCGCUGGACCUCAGAGUCUGAGUUGAACGAUGGGGGUGGAGACGCUCCUUCAGGUAUACUGGACCGGGGCCGUUUAGGGCUUUAAAGGUCAGCACCAACACUUUGAAUUGUGCUCGGAAACGAGUCUGUGUUUUUCAAGUAUAGUAAGGCUGCAACUUACAGAGGGAAUACACCUAAAGCCAAAAUUGUGUAUAGUCCAAACACAUUGGGUUUAAUGGCAGGUGGGAUUGCCAAAGUCUUUUUUCCUGGACACCCACUCCCUUUCUGCCCCCUUUUUAUUCAUUGAGCUUGAACGUGCACAUGUUAAAUGCGCCCAGGUUGUGGGCUUACGGUAUUGUAUACUUGCCUGCUCAUUUUAACCACCACGUCCAGCAUCCUAAUUCUAAGCACCCAAUAGUAAAGAUUCUUCUUAUCCUUAGGGUGGGAAUGAUUAUGAAAUCUAUGACGACCCUCGCACGGUGGGGCACAGCAUCCAGUCUCCGCAAGACACAGUCCGGAGGUGCCAGGAGAUCUUCUUUCCAGAGACAGUGAAUGAAUCUUGA
This is a messenger RNA of Podarcis lilfordi (Lilford's wall lizard), 13495 nucleotides long. Lineage: Eukaryota; Metazoa; Chordata; Lepidosauria; Squamata; Lacertidae. The record is from the annotation of a GenBank genome assembly.